AACAUCUGAGCUCCUUCGCUAGUCGGAGGAACGGGCGAAGGUGGAACUGGAUAUUACCCGGACUUGUUUGACUGUCGCUCUUCCUUUUUUCUUUCUGGCUCGAAAGAAGGGUCUGCUUGGGCUUCGGGCGCCGAGUUACAAUGCCACAAAACGAAUAUAUAGAGUUACAUCGGAAGCGAUAUGGCUACCGCUUGGAUUACCAUGAGAAGAAAAGGAAGAAAGAAGGUCGUGAGGCUCAUGAGCGGUCAAAGAAAGCCAAGAAAAUGAUCGGAUUAAAAGCUAAACUGUACCAUAAACAGCGCCACGCGGAAAAAAUACAAAUGAAAAAGACUAUUAAGAUGCAUGAAAAGAGAAAUAGCAAGCAGAAGAAUGAUGACAAGACCCCAGAAGGCGCUGUACCAGCAUACCUGCUGGAUAGGGAGAGCCAGUCUCGAGCAAAAGUUCUUUCCAACAUGAUCAAACAAAAACGAAAAGAAAAAGCUGGGAAAUGGGAAGUUCCUGUGCCCAAAGUCCGGGCCCAGGGAGAAACAGAAGUGCUCAAAGUGAUUCGCACAGGAAAACGAAAGAAGAAGGCUUGGAAAAGAAUGGUUACCAAAGUGUGUUUUGUAGGGGACGGCUUUACCAGAAAACCUCCAAAAUACGAGCGCUUCAUUCGACCAAUGGGUUUGCGAUUUAAGAAGGCCCAUGUAACACAUCCAGAACUUAAAGCCACGUUUUGCCUGCCUAUUCUUGGUGUAAAAAAGAAUCCUUCUUCUCCUCUCUAUACUUCUUUGGGAGUAAUCACAAGAGGUACAGUAAUCGAGGUGAACGUGAGUGAGCUUGGUCUCGUCACCCAAGGAGGCAAAGUUAUCUGGGGAAAAUAUGCACAAGUAACCAAUAAUCCAGAAAAUGAUGGAUGCAUUAAUGCAGUCCUACUUGUAUAGUGACACUGCAGCUAUGGGUAUGCAAGCUUUUCACACACACAAGUGCUUCUGCAGACUUCAGAUAAAAGAAUUUAUUUCGGAACAGCCAUCUCAUAAGACAGAGGACUGCUGAAGAGCUGGCUUUUCUCCAAAUAUUAUCAAAAAUAAAAAAAAUCUUGAUUAGAAUGGUAAAUAGACUUAUAAACAGAAUAUCUGUAGUCCUUCUUUCUUGCACACAGUAACAUCCUUUACUAUCAGUUUUUCCAGGAUUAAGAAAGUAGGUAGUAUGGAUAAGUAAUAGCUGAAACUAACUUUCUGCACCAAAUUUCACACAUGUGGAACACAAGUCGAAGUAUAAGAAUGCUCCAACUUGGUGGACAUCUAGUAGCAUCUUGGUAGUGAGAAAGCAUAUUCAUAGUAUAUUGCAGGUCAUUAGUUCCAGGGGAAAUUUUCUAAGUAUACAAAAUAUUCUUAAUCUAGGAAUGUGUGGGUGACUGAACUGUAAUCUUGUUUUAUAUAUAUAUUAAAACAUUUCCUGAAGUGA
This is a messenger RNA of Crotalus tigris (Tiger rattlesnake), 1446 nucleotides long. It is a transcript of the gene NSA2, whose product is annotated as NSA2 ribosome biogenesis factor. The record is from RefSeq and is a predicted model, not a curated record. Lineage: Eukaryota; Metazoa; Chordata; Lepidosauria; Squamata; Viperidae. Bases 141 to 923 code for a protein of 260 amino acids. Gene Ontology annotation, cellular component: preribosome, large subunit precursor; nucleolus. The transcript is spliced from 6 exons. Gene Ontology annotation, biological process: maturation of 5.8S rRNA; maturation of LSU-rRNA.